Charadrius vociferus (killdeer) is the source of this 972-nucleotide messenger RNA. RefSeq names its product ST6 (alpha-N-acetyl-neuraminyl-2,3-beta-galactosyl-1,3)-N-acetylgalactosaminide alpha-2,6-sialyltransferase 6 (gene ST6GALNAC6). The coding region runs from base 1 to 972 and encodes 323 amino acids. The record is from RefSeq and is a predicted model, not a curated record. Lineage: Eukaryota; Metazoa; Chordata; Aves; Charadriiformes; Charadriidae. Gene Ontology annotation, molecular function: alpha-N-acetylgalactosaminide alpha-2,6-sialyltransferase activity. Gene Ontology annotation, biological process: oligosaccharide metabolic process; ganglioside biosynthetic process. The transcript has 5 exons.
AUGAACCAUGCCCCCACCGCCGGCUACGAGGAGGAUGUGGGGACACGGAGCACUGUCCGGGUGGUGUCACACACCAGUGUCCCACUGCUGCUGAAGAACCAGCCCUACUUCUUCCAGCAGUCGCAGGAGACCCUCUACAUCAUCUGGGGGCCGUCGAAGAAGAUGAACCGGGAGAAGAUGGGCACAACUUACCGGGCGCUGCUGAAGGUGAUGGAGACGUACCCCCGCCUGCAGAUCUACACCCUGACCGAGGAGAAGAUGGCGUAUUGCGACGAUGUCUUCCAGAAUGAGACGGGGAAGAACAGGUGCUUGCGGGACGCCGGCGACUGCUGCGCGCUGAGGCCGGUGCAGAGACAUGAGUGGCAGCGCGCUUACAGCCGCCUGCGGGGCAGAGCCCGCCGGCCCCCCGACCUCAAGAAGUGGGGGGUGAAAAGCGGGUACCUGCCCGUCUGCGGGAACAAGACCCUGACUGCCCGCUGCCACCAGUGCGUCAUUGUCACCAGCUCCAGCCACCUCCUGGGCACCCACCUGGGCACGGCCAUCGACGGGGCCGAGUGCACCAUCCGCAUGAACGAUGCUCCCACCACCGGCUACGACAUUGACGUGGGCAACAAGACCACCUUCCGCGUGGUGGCCCACUCCAGCCUCUACCGUGUCCUCAAGCGGCCCCAGGAGUUUGUCAACAAGACCCCAGAGACCAUCUUCAUCUUCUGGGGGCGUCCUGCCAAGAUGCAGAAGAGCCUCCUGAAAAUCAUCCAACGCGUGAGCGCCUCCUUCCCCAACAUGACAGCCUAUGUCGUCUCCCCCGGCCGCAUGAAGCAGUUUGAUGACCUGUUUCGGGGGGAGACGGGGAAGGACAGGGAGAAGUCGCGCUCGUGGCUCAGCACCGGAUGGUUCACCAUGGUGAUCGCGGUGGAGCUGUGUGACGCCGUCCACGUCUACGGCAUGGUGCCACCCGACUACUGCGGGUAA